GCCUCCUCCAAACCCACCGAUUCCUCCUGUGGGGUUGGGAGCAUCCGUGCCUUUCUCCUCUCCCUUUGGGGGCGCUUGUGGGGCAGCAUCCAUGGGCUCUGCUGGGGUCCCCCUGUUGCUGCUGCUGGUGGGGACGCUGGCCCGGAUGCCUGGAAGCGAAGGGGGUGGGGAGGAGACCCCGGCCCAUUUCCUGGCCCAGUGGAAGUGUGAGUGCCACUACCUCAAUGGGACGCAGCGGGUGCAGUUCCUGUUCAGGUACAUCUACGAUCAGCAGGAGAUCGUCCGCUUCGAUAGCGACCUCGGGAGACACGUGGCCAUCACGGAGUUUGGGCGGCCAGAUGCGGACAAGUGGAACAAUCCACAGUUCCUGAAGAUGGCGAAGGCCCAAGUGGAUCAAUUCUGCCGAUUCAACUACGGGACGCUCCAGAGGAAUUUUCUGGUUGGCCGGAGAAUCAAGCCCACCGUCGCCAUCUCCGCCACUAAGAUGGACCCCGCUUCCCCCAACACCAUCCUCCUCUGCACCGCAAUGGGCUUUUACCCCAUGGAGAUCGAGAUCCAGUGGCUGAAGAACGGCCGGCCAGAGAAGGAGGGCGUGGCCUUCGGGGAGGAGCUCCAGAAUGGAGACUGGACCUACCAGCUCCAGGUGAUUCUGGAGACCCAGCCCCAGUGGGGGGACCUCUACACUUGCAAGGUGGAGCAUGCCAGCCUGGAGGCUCCCAUCACUGUCCAGUGGGAGCCCCGUUCCUCCAACUCUGCCAGGAGCAAACUCUGGACGGGGGUCGUGGGGGCUGUGCUGGGGGUGGCCUUCCUGUCUGUGGGGCUCUUCUCUUACCUAAAGAGCAAGAAAGCAACUCCCAGACAAUUUCCUGCAGAACUCCUGGGUUAAUCCUGCCCUCAUUCCCGCUUUCUGAUGUGAAAGAUUUCUGCCUUUGAAGGACAUUGAAGGUGGCCGAUUGGGGAGGGGAGAAUAAUCACGGCCUGGACCAGUAGUGGGAUUCAAAUAAUUUAACACUGGUUCUCUGCCCUAAUGACCGGCUGAGUGGGCGUGGCCAUGGUGGGCGUGGCCAUGGUGGGCGUGGCCAGGGGAUGUGACAGGCAGCACUUGGCCUCUUGCACCCCCCUGAGAGCAAAAACUGGCCGUGGCGGGGGGGAGGUGCGCCGCCCCCCCCACACUUCAUUUUUGGCCUACCAUGUUUCCCUGAAAAUAAGACCCUGUCUUAUAUUUUUUUGAACCCUGAAAUAAACGCUUGGCCUUACUAACAUGCGCUCAAAAGCCCGAUUGGGCUUAUUAUCAGGGGAUGUCUUAUUUUGGGGAAAACAGGGUAGUAGGCCUCCCUGCAGCCUGCUGGGAGCAAAAACGGACCACGAGGGAGCCACACCGUACCCCCGCGCCCCAUUUUGUACCUAGUAGGCUUCCCUGCAGCCUCCUGGGUGCAAAAAUGGGCCACGGUGGGGCCAUGCCACACACCCCGUGCCCUGUUUUGGGACUAGUAGGCCUCCCUGCACUUACCUGGGAGCCAAAACGGGUGCGUGGGGACUUCUGGAAGGGACAGGGGUGGGCCAGCCAGCAACAACUGGUUCGGCCGAAGUGGUGCAAACCGGUUGAAUCCCACCAUUGGCCUGGACCUUCUCCUGCUGAGAUUUAACAGCUUCCUUUCAGAUCCUCCCUUUUAAGGAGUAGGAGACAGGAAGAGGGUGGAGAUCAUCUAGUCUUCCCCCUGGAACUCUUGGCCUGCCUGUCCCUCUAGACCCCUCAACCUCUCCUGCUCAGCUGAGUCCCCCAUUCACAGCCACAGCUCCAACCAUCCACCAGACAGCCACUUCACCUGAAACUCAUCUGGUGAUUAGCCAAAUGUGGAGAUCCAGUGAAAUCCCAGAAUUUAUGCAUCCUGAGAUCCACACACUGCUAUCUACUGCCCUGGGAAGCCACCCUUGGAAUUUCUGAAUCCAGUUCUGGCCACCACAAUACAAAUAUAUAUAUAUAUAUAUAUAUAUUGAUACUCUAGAAAGAGUCCAGAAAAGAGCAGCAAAGAGAAUGAGGGGUCUGGAGGCUAAAAUGUACAAUAAACAAUAUAAUAAACAGUUGAAGGAAGGGGGUGUGUCUGGUCUAACAAAGAGAAGGAAUAGGGGUGACACGAUAAGAGCCUUCCAAUAUUUGAGAGGCUGCCACAGAGAAGAGGGGGACUUAAAGGCAAGACAAGAAGGAACACAUGGAAGAUCAUUGCAGAGAGAUCGAACCUAGAAGGAAGAAGUAGCUUCCUGACAAUGGAUGGAUUUGCCUCCAGAAGUUGUGGGUGCUCCAUCACUAGAGGCUUUUAAGAAGAGAUUGGACAGCUAUUUCUCCGGAAUGAUAUAGGGCAGUGGUGGCGAACCUAUGGCACGCGUGCCAGAAGGGGCACUCAGAGCCCUCUCUGUGGGCACCCUAGCCGCUAGACUAUCUCGCUCACCUUCCCACAAGACAAAGAAAACAAGCUCUCAAUCCUCGACCAGGGUUACAAGGAAAACUCCCUCCCUUCCUCCUUAAAAGCGGAACCUUACAAUAGUGGCGCAGCAUACAAGGAGAAGAGUAUUGAGUAGGGGUCCUCAAACUACGGCCCACAGGCUGGAUAUGGCCCGCCGAAGCCAUUAAUUCAGCCCGCGCGGGACCCACAUCGCCUCACCUACCUGCCGGCCCCCGUUUGCCUUCUGGAGGCCAAGGAGGCCAAAAACAGGCCCAUUUUUGGCUUUCCCGGCCUCCAGAGAGAGGGAGAGGGAGAGAGAAAGGGAGGGAGGGACACACAACACACACACACACACACACACACAAAUGCAGAAGUCCCUCUCACACACCCCAAGGCAGCCGCAUCCCUUCACUAACCUGAUUUCCACUCCCAGGAGCAUAACAAAUUAAAGUUUAAUUUGUGUGUAUUGUUUAAUGGACUGCUAAAUUGGCCAUGCACACCCAGUCACAUGACCAGAGGUGGGUUUCCACAGGUUCUGACCAGUUCUGGAGAACCGGUAGCAGAAAUUUUGAGUAGCACAGAGAACCGGUAGUAAAAAUUGUGACUGGCCCCGCCCCCACCUAUUCUCUGCCUCCCAAGUCCCAGCUGAUUGGGAGGAAAUGGGGAUUUUGCAGUAACCUUCUCCUGGAGUGGGGUGGGAAUGGAGAUUUUACAGUAUUCUUCCCCUGCCAUGCCCACAAAGCCACGCCCACAAAGCCACAUCCACAGAACCGGUAGUAAAAAAAUUUGAAACCCACCGCUGUAAUGUAAAUGAAGCGGGCUCUGAUAGAUGACCACUGGAUAACUUUCUAUUCACUCUAUUCUAAAAAGCAAUGCAUCCGGUUGGAAAAAGUACAAACUCAGCCAAAAUCCUUUUGGUUCCUCUAGGAGGCCUCUAAGUUGUCAAAAGAAAGGAACAUUCUAAUGACAUACAGCUUAAAGGUUGGUUAGGUCAAGGGGAUCCACAUGAGUUAAAAGUUGUCUAUCGUCAGAAGAUGAUUUGAAUCUAUGCUUCAGUAAUCUACAAAAAGAAUUAUAACUUUUGCAAAGAAACUCAGUAAUUAGGAAAUGUCAAUUAAAAAUGACAAAUGUAUAUGACCAUAUGAAUUGCUGAGUUAACAGAAUCCUUUGUCUAGAAGGGUAUAAAACCAUUGUACCUAAUUUCUGUCUUUGUUCAACGCUUCAUGUACAGAGCUUUGAACCUAUUGCGCAAUAUAUAAUUUGUCUCUGAUUAAUCUAAAAGUUGUGUUUGUCUUAUUAAAUCCACAACAACUGCACAUAACCACGUAGCCACACCUAACCAGCCAGUCUGGCCCCCCAACAGUCUGAGGGACCGUGAAUUGGCCCCCUGUUAAAAAAGUUUGAGGACCCCUGGUAUUGAGCAUCGGCCCAACACCCAAGCCACGCUUGCCAGGAACGGCCGUUUCCUCCACUCUUCUCGAGGAAUUUUGCACACUGCUCUCCCCCCUCCCCUCUGGCGCACACCUUUUACGUGCCGCGGUCCUUUCCGUUGCCCCGGUGUGGAGGAGGAAGCGGCGCCUGAAAGAUUCACGUGGAAUCUCACCUCGAGGUUCCCUUUCAUUUUCAAGUCCAUUCAGUGGCGGGACUUUCCUGCAGAAACCGGUGUGGGGGGAGCAAUUUGGCCGGCGAAUUGGGAAGAGCGUGCCUAGGCUUGCCUCCCCUGUGCUGCUGCUCACAGCUCUUGGGAGCAGCCGGGAAGCCCCUGAAAAGCUUUGGGAGAAAGAAGGUGAAUGCUCCAUUUCCCCUCGGGUGGGUGGGUGGUUAAAUAAUGACUCUUCUUCCCCCACCGUCUCUCCAUGUGCCCAGCUUGGCUCUUGUGUUAUUCAAUAGGGUUGUGAGGAGGAGUCCCAGUUAUUGGUUAGCCGAAUUACCCUCCUGAUCAGUAACUUGGUUUUUCCCCGCCUGCUCAUAAGCCCGUCCUGAAAGUUACCUGCAAAGCCUGAAUCAAAACUGUUCAUAGCUUGUCUCUAAAAGUCUACGGUUCGCUGCGUUAUCUUACAUACACCACACCUAUAACACAGAAGCCUUGACUCUUUUAACUUUCCCAAGUUCAAAAGCAUGGCAAAGGCAAACUUUUACCUUUCAAUAAAAAGUUGUUUGUACCAUUGAAA
Messenger RNA from Pantherophis guttatus, 4612 nucleotides. Its product is annotated as H-2 class II histocompatibility antigen, E-S beta chain-like. Gene Ontology annotation, biological process: antigen processing and presentation; immune response. The record is from RefSeq and is a predicted model, not a curated record. Lineage: Eukaryota; Metazoa; Chordata; Lepidosauria; Squamata; Colubridae. Gene Ontology annotation, cellular component: MHC class II protein complex; membrane.